Messenger RNA from Striga hermonthica, 1268 nucleotides. The record is from the annotation of a GenBank genome assembly. Lineage: Eukaryota; Viridiplantae; Streptophyta; Magnoliopsida; Lamiales; Orobanchaceae.
UGGACGAGUUUUUACUUCUAGAAACGAACCCAUCCACAAGGAACCAAGCAACUUGUUGGUUAACCUUGCACCAGAAUCCUUAGCAUCCAACAAGCCGGCGAGUAUGGUGAACCACAAACAACAGGGGGAAAAUAAUCCUCCACGAUCCCUUCUUCGGGACAUGGCCCAGCCAAUGAUUGGACCGGUUACUUCUUGCAUCUGGUUGGGGCCAGCGGCUAGGAAUUACGAGAUAAAAACAAUCCACUACAACCAGCUCCCAUCCUUCUAUGGCUUGCCAAACGAAGAUUCUCUCCAUUUCAUCCGGGAGUUCUAUAAUGUCCUCCAAACCUUUCCUCUUCAAGGGUUAAACGAGGACCAACUAAAGAUGAGGUGUUUCCCGCACACAUUAAAGGACCGGGCAAAGGAUUGGUUUAUGAAUCUUGCUCCCGACUCACUCACUACUUGGGAGCAAGUGUAUUCCAAGUUUAUCGGGAAAUAUUAUUCCCAUCAAAAGACUCAGGAACUAAGGGGUCAAAUCGUAUCCUUCACCCAACAUCCCAAUGAGCCAUUCCAUGAGACGUGGGAGCGAUUCAAAGACCUUCAAAGACAGUGCCCACAUCAUAAUCUCCCACCCGGCUUAUUGGUGAGCAGAUUUUACGAUUCCCUCGACCGAAACUUACAAUUCAUGGUUAAUGUAAACCUUCCACUAUUUGAUGUGAUAAAAAAUAUGCCUUCCUAUGUAAAAUUUUUUAAAGACUUGGUGACGAAAAAGAGAAAGUUUGGAGAUGGCGAGAAGGUGGUCGUUUAUGAGGCGGCAAGUGCAAUGCAUCAUGACUUGCCAAAAAAAGAACGUGAUCCCGGGGGUUUUAUAAUAAAAAUUGCCCUUGGGAAUGGGAAAGAGGCUUCAGGGAUGCUCGAUCUCGGAGCAGGAAUCAACCUCAUGCCAUUUUCAAUUUUUCAAAAGCUUGGACUUGGCGAUUUAAGGCCAACCCGAAUGUGCCUCCAACUUGUCGACCGAUCGAUUCGAUACCCCAAGGGGGUAGUGGAGGAUGUCCUUGUUCGUAUCGGGAAACUCAUUGUUCCGGUGGAUUUUGUGGUUUUGGAUGUCGGAGACGUACUGGAGAAUGGGAAGGAUCACACUAUCCUUCUUGGCAGACCUUUCAUGGCUACCACCAACACAUUGAUAGAUGUAAAGAACGGGACAUUGAAUAUGAUGGUCUUGGGCGAAUCGGUAUCCAUAUCGGUUCGAGAAGCUAUGUCAGCAUCCUCGGUACUUUUUAUUGAGGAAU